AUUUCCAUUCUGGCUGGGAAGGGCUGGGGCUCUACUCAGCCUGGAGAGCGAAGCGCUUCACUGAGUGCCCGCCACCGCCCAGCCUUUCCUCGCGCGCCUCCUAGCUCUUUGCUGAGCACCCGGGAGCCAGGAGGGGUCAGGAGCCCGAGGGUGGCAGGGGCGAGUCAGUCUGGCUUGCCUCCUACCUGGCUUCCCUUCCGUCUCCCCUUCCCACCUGGGUGCGAGCGAGCGUGUGAACCAUGGAGCGAAGAGCCUGGACUCUGCAGGGCACUGCCUUCGCCCUUUUUUGCGCGUGGUGUGCACUGAACAGUGUGAAAGCUAAGAGGCAGUUUGUCAAUGAAUGGGCGGCGGAGAUCCCCGGGGGCCCAGAGGCAGCCUCGGCCAUCGCCGAGGAGCUGGGCUAUGACCUUUUGGGUCAGAUUGGAUCACUUGAAAAUCACUACUUAUUCAAACAUAAAAACCAUCCCCGAAGGUCUCGAAGAAGUGCCAUUCAUAUCACUAAGAGAUUGUCUGAUGAUGAUCGUGUGAUAUGGGCUGAACAACAGUAUGAAAAAGAAAGAAGUAAACGUUCAACUCCAAGAGACUCAGCACUAAAUCUCUUCAAUGAUCCCAUGUGGAAUCAGCAAUGGUAUUUGCAAGAUACCAGGAUGACAGCAGCCCUGCCCAAACUGGAUCUUCAUGUGAUACCUGUUUGGCAAAAAGGCAUUACGGGCAAAGGAGUUGUUAUCACUGUACUGGAUGAUGGCUUGGAGUGGAAUCACACGGACAUUUAUGCCAAUUAUGAUCCAGAGGCUAGCUAUGAUUUUAAUGAUAAUGACCAUGAUCCAUUUCCCCGAUAUGAUCCCACAAAUGAGAACAAACAUGGGACCAGAUGUGCAGGAGAAAUUGCCAUGCAAGCAAAUAAUCACAAAUGCGGGGUUGGAGUUGCAUACAAUUCCAAAGUUGGAGGCAUAAGAAUGCUGGAUGGCAUUGUGACAGAUGCUAUUGAGGCCAGUUCAAUUGGAUUCAAUCCCGGACAUGUGGAUAUUUACAGUGCAAGUUGGGGCCCUAAUGAUGAUGGAAAAACUGUGGAGGGACCUGGCAGGCUUGCCCAGAAGGCUUUUGAAUAUGGUGUUAAACAGGGGAGACAAGGGAAGGGCUCCAUCUUCGUCUGGGCUUCUGGGAAUGGGGGACGUCAGGGAGAUAAUUGUGACUGUGAUGGCUACACAGACAGUAUCUACACCAUCUCUAUCAGCAGUGCCUCACAGCAAGGCCUGUCCCCCUGGUAUGCUGAGAAGUGCUCCUCCACACUGGCCACCUCUUACAGCAGCGGGGACUAUACCGACCAGCGAAUCACAAGCGCUGACCUGCACAACGAUUGCACCGAGACCCACACAGGCACCUCAGCCUCUGCACCUCUGGCUGCUGGCAUCUUCGCUCUGGCCCUGGAAGCAAACCCAAAUCUCACUUGGAGAGAUAUGCAGCACCUGGUUGUCUGGACCUCUGAGUAUGACCCACUGGCCAAUAACCCCGGAUGGAAAAAGAAUGGAGCAGGCUUGAUGGUGAACAGUCGAUUUGGAUUUGGCUUGCUAAAUGCCAAAGCUCUGGUAGAUUUAGCUGAUCCCAGGACCUGGAGCAGCGUGCCUGCGAAGAAAGAGUGUGUUGUAAAGGACAAUGACUUUGAGCCGAGAGCUCUGAAAGCUAAUGGAGAAGUUAUCAUUGAAAUUCCAACAAGAGCUUGUGAAGGACAAGAAAACGCUAUCAGGUCCCUGGAGCAUGUGCAAUUUGAAGCAACAAUCGAAUAUUCCCGAAGAGGAGACCUUCAUGUCACACUUACAUCUGCGGCUGGAACCAGCACUGUACUGUUGGCUGAAAGAGAACGGGACACAUCUCCCAAUGGCUUUAAGAAUUGGGACUUCAUGUCUGUUCACACAUGGGGAGAGAACCCUGUAGGCACCUGGACUUUGCGAAUUACAGACAUGUCUGGAAGAAUGCAAAAUGAAGGAAGGAUUGUGAACUGGAAACUGAUAUUGCAUGGGACCUCUUCUCAGCCAGAGCACAUGAAACAGCCUCGUGUGUAUACGUCCUACAAUACCGUUCAGAACGACAGAAGAGGGGUGGAGAAGAUGGUGAACCUGGGGGAGGAGCAGCCCACACCAGAGAAUUCUAACGACAACCCCCUGGGGUCCAAAAGUCCCAGCAGUGAGAGUGUCGGGGGCAGAAGGGAUGAGCUGGUGGAAGGAGCCCCAUCUGAGGCCAUGCUGCGACUCCUUCAAAGCGCUUUCAGCAAAAACUCGCUGCCAAAACAGUCACCAAAGAAGCCCCCCAGUGCAAAGCUCAGCAUCCCUUAUGAAAACUUCUACGAAGCCCUGGAAAAGCUGAACAAACCUUCCCAGCUUAAAGACUCCGAGGACAGUCUGUAUAAUGACUAUGUUGAUGUUUUCUAUAACACAAAACCUUAUAAGCACAGAGAUGACCGGCUGCUUCAAGCUCUGGUGGACAUUCUGAAUGAGGAAAAUUAAAAUAAGUGUGUGGUCCCCAAGUUGGAAAUAUUCACACUUCUUCCUUACCCUUAGGUUUGGCCUGUGUCUGAAGUGCUUGUUUUGUCAUUGAUUCCUAUGCUUAUAAUAUCCUUCAUGGCACUUUUUCUUUUUCUCCCCAAACUGUACAUUUGAAGGGGAUGAGCUCAAGUAGGAAAUUCAACUUCCAGAAUUGAUCAUAGCUUUUUCAAAACACAUCUAUCCUACCUGCCCAAGCAAAGUGAACAUCAAAGCCAGUCAUACUAAGCAAAUGUUGUGCAAGUAGUUCUCUCUGGAGUCACAGUUGACACACAGCUCUCAUGCUGCAUUAGGAUUCCUCCUUUGGCCCAUUUCAUUUCUCAAAAGGAAAGGCAAAGCCUAGGCAAUCAAUUAAUUUGAAAAAGUAAUCUGCAAAGAAUGAGUGAGAGAAAGAGAAAGAGAGAGAGAGAGAAUUGUUCCUAUAGCAUGUUUCCAGUCUUGGCCAUUUGGCUCUUCAAAUUUGGAUGCCAAGAAAGCAUUUGAAAGUCUAUAAUUAAAGAGUUCACAAUUAGACCCACACACCCUAGGCCUUUCUACUCCAAAUGCUACUCAUUCCUGGACUCAAAAUCUGGUCAUGUUGGGGUGGGAGGGGAAGAUCUCUAUUAUUUAGAUCUAGAAACAGACCUUGAAAUCUGCAUUUUUCUGGUUUGAGCAAUCACAGGGCAUUCUUCUUUGUCUGGUGUACCAUGUAGAGGCAUUUGUGAGUCCAGAGGUGGCUUUGUGUCCUGGUCUUCCUCAAGUUCCCUUUUCUGAAAGUUUUCCUUACCUGUCUUCUUUUUCAACCACAAAUUGCAUAUUCAGAGAAUGAAUUUAUACCAGUUUCUCAGAAAAGAAAAAACUCGGCCAAUUCCUAGUCACAUUUUUAAAAAAUAAGAAUAACAGGAAACAACAAGAAACCACAAAUCACGUGGAAAACUAAGGUAAUAACAGGAACAUAUUCCUAAUGGGAAGAACCAAUGAGAGGUUUUGUUAUUUUUUUCAAAUUUUGUUCAUUAAAACAGGAUGUUCUGGAUCUUUGAAACUGAAUGUUCAUUCUUUGACACUAAAGGAACUUCUCCAGUCCUACAGCUGAUAGUAUCCAAAUUCUCACCAAAUUGUUUCCAAACUUUAAACCAAGAGACACAAACUGGCCGCACACAGACCUUUUUUGUCUCUCAGGUAGAUUUUGCUCGGUAUGCAGAAUGCUUUGAAAAUGUGAUUGAUUACUAAAAAUAGGAGAUUUCACAUAAAACCUGAUUUUCAGACCCAUUUUCCCUCAUGGCAAAUGUUGGCUGGAACUGUGGAGUAACUGCCUAAUUAGACUUGAGCUUGAGGUCCCCAAGGCACUCUGCUUCAUGCUACUUACAGCAGCCCUUUGAUUCAUUACCGGUCAGCAUCCAAUAGGUAUUUGAUUGUGCCCAUUCCUGCACUAAACGAAUGUGUACAAAGUAUAAAUGCAUUAGAAAAAAAACUACCCUUAAUUUCUGUUAGACAGUAUCUGUGCAAUAAUGAUUAUGAAAGUUUGCUAUGAUCUAAUUAAUUUAGGUUGCAUUUCUAGGGGAAAAAAAGUGGCAUUUUUGAAUCUGAAGAUACCUUUGAAAUCUAGUUUGACAUAUUGACUCUCACUUCACCUGGAUGCUCACUAAAACUAAUUCAUUCAUUGCCAACUAGUUUCCCCUCUCUCAGUGUGCUCACAAAGGCUGACUACAAUGCUGGCUUUCUCUCACUGAGUUUGUUGUUUGCAGUUCUUCCAUGAAGUUUGAAUUUCGUAAUGUCUUUCAUGGCAUUGAACUGGUUUAGGAAGAGAAUAUUAGUCUGUCACCUGUUCUGGCUUGAAGUGUGGUUGGCAAGACAAGAUUCACUUGUUAUUCUGCCAUUUGAAUUUGUGUAGAUCAAGGGUAUUUCCAGAGUAAUACCCGUGAUGCUUAGCGAAAGUUCUCCUAGAAGACUUGUAGUAUCACUCUGCCCUUGAAAUGUUCACAUGUUGCUUGAUAUGAAGUGUUAGAUAGAAUUUUGACUAUUGAAGCACAUCAAAAAGUAUUAAAACUGAAAAGGACCAGAAAGUUACUCAUUUUCAACUAAAAACAAAUACAAAAUCCAGAAAGGCCAGUAAGUGGUAAUAAACAAAAGAGUUGGAAUUAAGACUCAUCCUUUCCCCAUUCCUAAUCUAGUGCUAAAUGUAUGAAGCUUUCUUUUUAAUCAUUCCUAACAGUAUCUCUUCUGGGUUAAAACCCCAAUCAACUCAUCGGGUUGUAGCCAAAGGUUCACUCUCGAGAAGCUUUAAUAUUUAAAUAAAAUUAUGUUGAAUGUUUCCAACCUGGAGUACAUUGUUUAGACAUAAAAGUUUUGUCAGUCUUUCUCAGUGCCUGCGUGAAUUUUUGUGAAAAUGUAAAAGAGGAAACUUAUAUAAUAUUUCCCUUGGAAUUUUAAACUAUAUUUUCUUUACAGGUAUUUAUAAUAUGCCAAUGCUUUUAUCAAACAGAAUUUUAAAAGGCAUAAUAAAUUAUAUUAAAGAACCAGAAGUUUUCCUGCAUAUAAGAAAGUUUCAUCCAAUAAAAUAUUUUUUGAAAGGCAUGUUCCUCUCUCAAUGAAAAAAGUAUAAUAUGUAUGUGCUAUGAUAUUAAAGUGGCAUUUGUCUAAUAGCCUAAUACAAGCUUUACAUGUGUGGUCUUAGCAUUCUUACGGGAACUAUCACAUUAUACAUGUGAUGUAUUAACCAGAAUAUGUAAAACAUUGCUUAUAAAUCAAAAGAAUAAAUGGUUUCUCACUAAGUCAAAA
Molecule: messenger RNA, 5294 nt
Organism: Carlito syrichta (Philippine tarsier)
Lineage: Eukaryota; Metazoa; Chordata; Mammalia; Primates; Tarsiidae
Gene: PCSK1
Product: proprotein convertase subtilisin/kexin type 1
Exons: 14
Coding region: 240-2501 (753 amino acids)
Biological process (GO): protein processing
Cellular component (GO): Golgi membrane; trans-Golgi network
Molecular function (GO): serine-type endopeptidase activity
Source: RefSeq, a predicted model, not a curated record